This is a messenger RNA of Dioscorea cayenensis subsp. rotundata (Guinea yam), 1416 nucleotides long. RefSeq names its product 5' exonuclease Apollo-like. The record is from RefSeq and is a predicted model, not a curated record. Lineage: Eukaryota; Viridiplantae; Streptophyta; Magnoliopsida; Dioscoreales; Dioscoreaceae. Gene Ontology annotation, molecular function: 5'-3' DNA exonuclease activity; damaged DNA binding. The transcript has 4 exons. Gene Ontology annotation, biological process: interstrand cross-link repair; protection from non-homologous end joining at telomere; double-strand break repair via nonhomologous end joining. Bases 35 to 1330 code for a protein of 431 amino acids.
AGGAAAACUAGGGCACGACCUCGGAGCUCCGUCAAUGGAGAAGGGCUUGGUCUCCAUAGAUCGAUGGGUGAAAGGGAGCCAGGCUUACUUUCUCACUCACCUCCAUGCUGACCAUACCAGAGGCCUCUCUCCGCUAUGGACCCUCGGGCCCCUCUUCUGCUCUCCCAUCACCGCCCGCCUCCUCCCCUCUCGCUUCCCCGGGCUUGAUUCCUCCUUGAUUCGGGUUCUGGAGAUUGGUCUCACCCACUCCAUCACUUUGAUCUCUAAAUGCUCUGGAUCCGAGGUCCAUAUUCUUGUCACCCCAAUCGACGCUAAUCACUGCCCCGGUGCAGUGAUGUACUUGUUCCGUGGUGAAUUUGGAACUGUGUUACAUACUGGGGAUUUUCGAUGGGAAUUGGACUCUGAAAGGGCACAACUGGCUAGGAGAAACCUUCUUGAUGCUCUGGGAGGUGAAAGAGUAGAUUUGCUUUACUUGGACAACACUUACUGUCAUCCAUUCUUUUCAUUUCCUACUCGAGAAGUUGCCGCCCAACAGGUAGUUGAUUUUAUAAAGCAGCAUCCCAAUGAUGAAAUCAUAAUUGCUGUUGACAACCUGGGGAAAGAAAACUUAUUGGUUUAUAUUUCACAAGCUUUGGGCGUAAAGAUAUGGGUAUGGCCAGAGCGCUUGAAGACCAUGCACAUUCUUGGGUUGGAUGAUAUUUUUACAACAGAUACCAGUCUAACCAGGGUCCGAGCUGUUCCUAGGUAUAGUUUUACAUUAGAUACACUUGAGGGACUGAACACUAUAUGCCCCACCAUAGGUAUCAUGCCUUCUGGUCUUACAUGGGGUUCUCUAGCUUUUGAGAAGGAUAUUGGAUAUGUUGGUCUGUCAGAAUCAGAAGGUCAUAGCGGUGAGAAAAGUAAGAACAAUAGGAAAAGAUCUACAAAUGGAAAUAUAAAAUUGGCUGGAGAUCAGAUAAAACCUCCUUGGAAGUUCCAAGAGUAUUCAUAUUCAUUUCCAUAUUCUGACCAUGCAUGCUUCAGUGAGAUACAGGAGCUUAUGAGGACUGUGCUGCCCAAAAACGUGUUUGGUAUUGUGUCUGCGUCCUCUUUCGAUAUCCAUCCUUGUCACCACUUUGAUAAUCUCAACUGUGAAUUAUGUACAGUCUCUGGAAGUGAGAUCAGCACAAAAGUCAGAGGGAAUCAUCUGGAUGCUUCUUUCCGCAAUAAACUUAACAGGAGAGCUGUUUUGCAUCAGAAUUUGAACAGAUCAAAUGUGAAAUGUGGAAGACAUCUUCAACCUUCUGCCUCCAAAACUAAUAGAAACGAAGGUUGCACUGAGAAAGGGUAGCAUGAGGCAUAGACAUUGUGGAAAAUGUUGACAGUAAAAGAAUCUGAGUUGAAUGAUGAAAUUGUCUAACUUGUGAUGUAAUUAUC